AUGGCUCGUACAAAGCAGACCGCUAGAAAAACACUUCAAAUCCCUAAUCUCUUAGAUACGGUAAAAGCCAAGGUAUACAAGAGAAGAACUCCCAAACCCAAGAAAGAAAUAGCUAGAAGUGGUAAACCUAGAGGAGAACCUAGAGAUGGCUGCGAAGUUCUAAUUGGAUAUCCCGGAUCGUGGGAUCAUACCAUCUAUGAGACAAUCGAUCAUAAGAAUGCCGCACAUCUUUUCAGGCACCAAUCUUCUUUUAAUAAAAUGAAGAUGUGGUCGCUAGAAGGUGAAUGUGCAAGAGUUAGAGAGUAUGUUGAAAACUCCGGUUUGUAUAAUGUGGUUGUGAACUAUGUGAUUACAUAUGACAAGGUCGCAGUAUCUAGUUUCUGUGAAAGGUAUUAUGGUGAAGUCGACACAUUCCAACUCCCUUUUUGCGAGAUGGCAGUGACUCCUGAUGAUGCAGAACAAAUAUUAGGGAUGCAGGUCGAAGGUAAAUCCACCAAUGACAAGUUCAACAAAAGUCUUGGUUGGGAUGAAAUUUAUGUAUUGACCAGGAACUUGUUUGGAUGGGAUAAAGAGACGACUGAUGGGCUUUUCGUGCCGGGAACUAAAUACCCAAAUAAAGAGUUCAAACUUGUAGAGAUUAGGGAGAUGUAUGUCGAUACAUUAACCAAAGAAAAAGUUGAUGGUCUCUCUGAUAUGGAAUGUCGUUAUACGGCGGCUGGGUAUUUGUUGUAUGUCCUUGCGUCGGUUGUAUUUCCCGAUAUCAAAGGUAACAGGGUUAGCGCUAACCUUCUUCAGCUUUUGGAUUCCUUGGAAGAUGUGAACAAGUUCUAUUGGGGUAUGGCUAUAGUAGCCGUUUUGAAUGGUCAGUUUUCCCAGGCAUCCCGCGAACGAACUUCUCAAAUUAAUGAGAAUUUGACUCUACUCCAGGUGUGGAUUUUUGAUCAUUUCCCCUCACUGUUCAAAGAUAAUGAAGACGUGAAACUCAACCCAAAAUGGAGCAAUUGUAGUCCAACAGGAACCCUAUACUUGUUCACCGGUUCUCAGAAAAAGGAACAAACUAAUGCGUUUAUAUAA
Molecule: messenger RNA, 1074 nt
Organism: Papaver somniferum (opium poppy)
Lineage: Eukaryota; Viridiplantae; Streptophyta; Magnoliopsida; Ranunculales; Papaveraceae
Product: protein MAIN-LIKE 1-like
Exons: 4
Coding region: 1-1074 (357 amino acids)
Source: RefSeq, a predicted model, not a curated record